GAGCAAAAAGUUGCAAUCAAAGUGUAGAACUAUAAAACUACUACUACUACUACUACUACUACUACUACUACUACUACUACUACUACUACUGCUACUACAACUCUUACAAGAACCUAUAGAGACAUUCUAGUGCAACAGGUCUGUGGACAGAGAGGGACAUGUCCAAACCAUCGUCCAACGUCAAAGCCCUGCAGGCUAAUUUGAACAUCCCGAUGGGGGCGCUGCGUCCGGGGGCGGGACAUCCUGUUCGGAAGAAAGAGGAGACAACAGACACGCCAGAAGAGCAGCCCCCUCCACCUUCAGAAGAGCCCCCCGCUGAAGCCGAGACGCCGGAGGAGAAGAAGGUGUUGCCGGGGGCAGUGAAGCUCCCAGGUCCCGCUGUAAAUCUGUCAGAGCUCCAGAACGUGAAGAGCGAGCUCAGAUACGUCACCAAGGACUAACACACCCUUUAUAGAGACUCAGAGGAAAAUAAACUUCACCGAGACUGGAGCACUGCCACUGAAGCAAAGCCCACUCCAGCCCGUGAUGUGACCUCGCACCUCGAGAAUCUACAGGAGAACUAUACGCGAGCUAAAGACAUUCAACGAUAUCACACACGUUCAGCAAAACCUUCUUCCAUUUCUUUUUGUACAAUUUAAUAACAGAAUUACAUGUAUUUAUUGGAUGUUUUCAGAUCGUAACUCCAGAUAUUCUUGUUAAACUCGUUUUGUAGAUAACGGAGCUCAACAGUGAUCGCCCACCUCCAGGUUUUGGGAAUAAAUUUCUUAAUAAAUUUUCCCCACAGACUUUCUGAAAAAAAAAAAAAAAGAAAAAAUUUAUGUUUGAAAGCUUGCUCACGGCUAAUCAGCUAUAAGUUAACUAAUGACCACAAGACUUACAAUUUAAUUUAAUUAUGUUUAAUCUAUGUUUGAAAUGUUGCAAAAUUAUUAAAGCAUUUCAAAGAAUCUUGUGUUUUUAAGUGCUUUUUAAACUUAAAAUAAAUAUGUUAUGGAUAUUAAUUAGCAUUUAGCUGUUCAGCCAUCUUUGAACUAAUAUUUUAAUUUGGAAAGUCUAUGGGAAAAAAGAAUGGAAAAUCUACUUUUGGAACUGGAGCAGGAGGUCACUGUUGAGCUCAAUGGGCUUCGUCAUAAAAAAAUUAAUUCUAUAUUUCAGCUUCUAAAAUACCAAAUAGUAAGUAACAAAGCAAUGUCCCUUUAAAGGUGCACUGUGCAACAUUUCCGGUGGAAGGUCUGCCAUCUGCUUGUCUCCACGGUGACGUUAUUGCUUUGCCUGAUGUUCCACAGUAUGGCGUUAGUAUGGCAAAUAUAUCUUGUACUUAUUCAGUUAUAGGAGUUUUUAAUUCUCAAAUCUCCCACAAAAACAUGCAAGAUCAACACGCAGUUAAGCAGGUGGUGGACUCUCUACCGGAAAAGUUACACAGUGCAUCUUUAAGUGUGGUCAACAUGUAAUCUGAAAGCAAACCAACAGGCUUCAAAUUGUAAGUCCUGACACAUGACUAUACAGAUACAGCUCUUUGUGUAAAAUGAAUGGAUUUGUAAUAUGCUGCUCACGUUCAAAGGGAAGGUCAGCGUUUUGGCGAAGGAAUAUUUUUGUGAUUAUUUUUGAGUUGAAAUAAAUUAUUAUGGUUUUAACUAAA
This is a messenger RNA of Boleophthalmus pectinirostris (great blue-spotted mudskipper), 1636 nucleotides long. RefSeq names its product small muscle protein X-linked (gene smpx). The transcript has 5 exons. NCBI's taxonomy places the organism in Eukaryota, Metazoa, Chordata, Actinopteri, Gobiiformes, Gobiidae. The record is from RefSeq and is a predicted model, not a curated record. Gene Ontology annotation, cellular component: costamere; M band; muscle tendon junction. Bases 159 to 440 code for a protein of 93 amino acids.